AGAAAUGUAACAAAUGUUUAAAAUGGAGUCGACUCGUCCUAUAGUGACCCUAAAUUUAAUGAUUCUCUCAAUACUGAUUUGUACAACGGGAAAACAAACCAGGGUACAGCACAGAGGAAGGCAGGAGAGGAAUCCGAAUAUACGUCCUAGAAUUGUUAAUUACAGACAAGUUGAAAAGCAGAUAUUAGACAGCAUUCUCUCCCCUUCAAUAUAUGACGCUCAGAUUAGACCGCGGGGAACUAAUCUUUCAAUUGCACAAUCAGACGGACCAACUGUUGUGCUGGUAAAUCUUUAUGUUCGAAGUUUUGAGAAAAUUGAUGAUGUAAAAAUGGAAUUCAGUGUUCAAAUCACUUUCAGGCAGCAAUGGAAUGAUAAUCGUCUUGAAUUCGACGAUCAGGCAGGUCGGAUAAAGUACUUGACAAUGACCGAAAGAUCUAAGGUUUGGAUGCCAGAUACGUUCUUCAGAAAUGAGAAGGAUGGACAAUUUCAUAAUAUUAUUCAACCAAACCUAUACGUCAGGGUGUUCCCAAACGGAGAUGUCCUCUAUAGUAUUAGGGUUUCUUUAACUCUUUCCUGUCCAAUGGAUCUUGAAUUGUUUCCAUUGGAUACACAGACAUGCCAACUAAAGGUUGCCAGUUAUGGUUGGACCUCUCAAGAUCUUAUUUAUACAUGGAAGCCCCCCGACCCUGUUCAGUUUGUUACUAAUCUCUUUCUGCCUGGAGGAUUUGAACUUUCAAGGUAUAUUGAUGCCAGCUGUGACGUUAAGACUGCAACUGGACAUUACAGUUGUCUCAGUGUUGUUAUGCAGUUUAAACGUCAGCUGUCCUACUAUGUGGUGACAAUCUACGUACCUACAUUUAUGAUAGUAUGUGUGUCCUGGAUGUCUUUCUGGCUUGACCAUAAAUCUGCCCCGGCUAGGGUGGCUCUGACAAUAACAACCCUGCUGGCGAUGUCAACAACAACCUCUAGCAUUAACAGCUCCCUUCCCCCUGUAGCAUACACAAAGGCGAUAGAUGUUUGGUCGAAUAUUUGUGUUUCUUUUGUAUUCUUGGCUCUUCUAGAGUAUGCUUUAGUCAACUAUGCUGCUAGAGCAGAUGCAAGAGCUCUGGAGCUGCGUAGAUCCUACCUAAAGCAAGCAGAACAGCUAGAGAGAGAAGCUUCUUAUGCUUAUCAGUUCCAUCCGCAUCAGCAGUUCAACAACAACCCUCCGUUUGCAAAUAAUCUGCAGUACACUGCCAAUCCUUCUUUUGCAAAUAAUUUGCAAUAUCCCAGUAGACCGGUUCACAAUGAAACAAGAUUUGACAACCAUGAAACCCGUUUACCGAUUGAGAAUGAAAGCGAAGAUGAAUUUGAAUCUAUGAAGCGAGGACCCUAUUCCAGGAGAGUUGAGGGCGGAAAUGAACAAGCUGGAGGACCUAGAGGACCCGGAGGACCGGGAGGACCCGGAGGACCAGGAGGACCCGGAGGACCGGGAGAGGCUGAAGGAGAAGAGGGAGGGGCCUCCAGGAGAAAAGUAUUAUUUGCUCAACUCCUAAACAAUCCUGACAGAAGAAAGAAAGAAUUAGAUGUAAAAUCAGUUCUUGCUACCCGACCCAGUUUUAGAUAUCGGCCUGGAGCCAAGAAAAUAGACGUUCUUGCUCGUAUUCUCUUCCCAGCAACAUUUGCAGGUUUGAAUGUGUUCUACUGGUCCUAUUAUCUCUCAAUGGCAGAAUAUUCAAAUUUCUCCAACAUCACAACUGAUUAGAGCUUAAUCAUAAUUGACCAAAGUUUUAUCACAAUUCAUUAGAGCUUUAUCACAAUUGAUUACAGUUUUAUCACAAUUGAUUAGAGCUUUAUCACAAUGGAUUAUAGCUUUAUCACAACUGAUUAGAGCUGUAUCACAACUGAUAAGAGCGUAAUCACAACUCAUUAGAGCUUUAUUACAACUGAUUACUGCUGUAUCACAAAUGAUUAGAGCUUAAUCACAACUGAUUAGAGCUUAAUGAAAACUGAUUAGAGCUUUAUCACAAGUGAUUAGACCUUUAUCACAACUGAUUAGAGCUUUAUCACAACUGAUUAGAGCUUUAUCAACUGAUUUGAGCUUUAUCACAACUGAUUAGAGCUUUAUCACAACUGAUUAGAGCUUUAUCAACUGAUUUGAGCUUUAUCACAACUGAUUAGACCUAUAUCACAACUAAUAAAAGCCUGAUUAUAAAGUUUUCACAAUUAAUUAUCACGUAAUAAGGCCGGCCCCUGCCGACAGUAAAUGUAUCGCGAAACAUGAUUGGUAAAAACGCAAUUUCUAAAAAAAUUAUUAUUAUUAAAAAUAUGAAUUUGUUAAUGUGUACAUUAAUUAAUACAUUUGAGGGAUAAGUUGGUUGGCAUAAACUGAGUUUUGUUUAGUCAAGGGAUUUUGAUCAAGUUAUUAAAACUAAAUUCAGUUUUUUUUUCUAGAGUCAAAUCCUCUAAAAUAUUGAUGUUUCAAUAUCCUAGUCUGAAAGCUAUAAGUAAAUUGCCUGCAGCGAAUGUAAAUUAUUUCUAAGGUUUUCAAGUCCAAAAAGCUUUAGGUAGAGGAAUUUUCUUUAUAAAUUUUUAAAAAUUUUUUGUUAAAUCAAUAUAUAUAUACAGAUCAGAGAAUUUUUAAAAAUAUAUAUUCUCUUAAAAAUCCCUAAAAUAAGUUGAAUUGUGUACAGUUAAUGAAAACAUUUUUGAAAUUAUGAUUAAAAUGUUUCUACAAUUUAGAGAAAAUAUUUUUAUUAUUCAUAAUUCAGUUGUAAAGUUAAAAUGAAAUCUAAUUUUGACUAAAUUUUGUUAGUUAUAUAUUUAUAAAAUACGAUCCCAACCAUUUACUACAGGUCCAAGCGAUAAGACAUUCAGAUAU
Eurytemora carolleeae is the source of this 2860-nucleotide messenger RNA. Its product is annotated as glutamate-gated chloride channel. The coding region runs from base 14 to 1744 and encodes 576 amino acids. The transcript is spliced from 25 exons. NCBI's taxonomy places the organism in Eukaryota, Metazoa, Arthropoda, Copepoda, Calanoida, Temoridae. Gene Ontology annotation, biological process: chemical synaptic transmission; chloride transmembrane transport; nervous system process. Gene Ontology annotation, cellular component: neuron projection; synapse; membrane. Gene Ontology annotation, molecular function: extracellular ligand-gated monoatomic ion channel activity; chloride channel activity; transmembrane signaling receptor activity. The record is from RefSeq and is a predicted model, not a curated record.